This is a messenger RNA of Neohortaea acidophila, 1715 nucleotides long. Its product is annotated as pyruvate dehydrogenase E1, alpha subunit. Gene Ontology annotation, molecular function: pyruvate dehydrogenase (acetyl-transferring) activity. Gene Ontology annotation, cellular component: intracellular membrane-bounded organelle. Gene Ontology annotation, biological process: pyruvate decarboxylation to acetyl-CoA. The record is from RefSeq and is a predicted model, not a curated record. Lineage: Eukaryota; Fungi; Ascomycota; Dothideomycetes; Mycosphaerellales; Teratosphaeriaceae. The transcript is spliced from 3 exons. The coding region runs from base 51 to 1334 and encodes 427 amino acids.
CUUUCCCUUUCCUACGCCUACCACACCCUCUCGCUGUCCCAUUCCCGAGCAUGCUGUCCCGAUUUGCGCCUCGUGCGGUGGUCGCGCCCACACGGUCCCACCUGUUUGCCAGAGCAGCAUACCAGCCAGCAGUACGACGAUCCGUGACAACCGAUGCAGCAAGCAGCCACGCCGAGAGGGACGACGUGCCUGAGGAAGAUGACAAACCUUUCAGCGUGACCCUGUCCGAUGAAGCCUUUGAAACAUACGACCUCGACCCCCCUCCCUACCAACUCGACACCACCAAGAAGGAACUCAAGCAAAUGUACUGGGACAUGGUGGCCGUGCGACGCAUGGAGAUGGCGGCCGAUCGCUUGUACAAGGAGAAGAAGAUCCGCGGCUUCUGCCACUUGUCCACGGGCCAGGAGGCUGUGGCCGUAGGGAUCGAGCACGCCAUUGAAAAGAGCGACCAUCUGAUCACUGCUUACCGGUGUCACGGAUUUGCGAUGAUGCGUGGUGGAACGGUCAGGUCGAUCAUCGGCGAACUCCUGGGCCGACGAGAGGGCAUUGCGUAUGGCAAGGGUGGGUCCAUGCACAUGUUCUCCACCGGCUUCUACGGCGGCAACGGCAUUGUGGGAGCUCAGGUGCCGGUCGGCGCGGGGAUUGCCUUCGCGAAUCACUACGAGAAUAAGGGAAACGUCACCCUUGCGCUAUAUGGAGACGGCGCGAGCAACCAGGGUCAGGUGUUUGAGGCUUUCAACAUGGCUAAGCUGUGGAACCUUCCCGUCAUCUUUGGGUGCGAGAAUAACAAGUACGGAAUGGGCACUGCGGCUAACAGGGCAGCGGCCUUGACCGACUAUUACAAACGCGGCCAAUACAUCCCCGGGCUCAAGAUCAACGGCAUGGAUGUGCUGGCGGUCAAGGGGGCGGUUGAAUACGGCAAGAAGUGGUGUGCGGAGGACAAGGGGCCAUUGGUGUACGAGUUUGUGACGUACCGGUAUGGAGGCCACUCUAUGUCCGACCCGGGCACCACCUACCGUACGCGCGAGGAGAUUCAACGGAUGCGAUCGACCAACGACCCCAUUGCCGGGCUGAAGCAGAAGCUGAUCGACUGGGGCGUGACGACGGAGGACGAGCUGAAGGGCAUCGACAAGGAUGCGCGCAACCAUGUGGACGAGGAGGUGGCAAAGGCCGAGGAGAUGGCAGUGCCAGAUGCCACGCCCGAGGUGCUGUACGAGGACAUCUACGUCAAGGGCAGCGAGCCGCAAUUCAUGCGAGGACGCAUUCCGGAGGAGAACUACUACUUCCCCACCGAUCGACCGGUGCAGGUGCCCAAGUCGCCGGCGCAGACUUAAGCCGACAACGAAUGAGGGUGCUGGAGUUUUGCGCGGAGCGUAUGGCAUAUUCGAGUUGGCGAAGACAUUGAGGCUGUGUAGAUCCGGAGUUUACUCAGCGGGUGCUUCUUGGUCUGCUGUAUUUGAUACCUGAUGUACUCUUCUUCGUUAAGCGUCUCUGCAUUAUUAAUCGGACCAAUACGACUGGAGUUGAGUGAGUUGUGGAGGAGAGUCUUCCGUGAAGUUCUAGCGGGAGGCGAUGGUAUUGUCAGCCGGCUGCGCCUGCCACAAGCCCCAGACGCGCCACUUGCCCGCAAGCGUGCGCCGGCGACGAUCUUUACCACAUUCGAGCGCUUCGCACGCAAUCUCUCCCACUCGACUCCCUCCCACUCCCACUCACCC